This is a messenger RNA of Sclerotinia sclerotiorum 1980 UF-70, 180 nucleotides long. RefSeq lists its product with no specific name. Bases 1 to 180 code for a protein of 59 amino acids. The transcript has a single exon. Lineage: Eukaryota; Fungi; Ascomycota; Leotiomycetes; Helotiales; Sclerotiniaceae. The record is from RefSeq and is a predicted model, not a curated record.
AUGCAGGGCAAAUUUCUCGCAAGUGUAGCGCCAAAUGAGUUUCUGAGUAUUGGUCAGAUGCUUGGUAUGAAUGCCCAACCUGCGAAUGAGAGCUUGUUGAUGAUCAAGCGGGAGAAAAUUGGGAGCGGAAUUCCUGGUUUUGAGAAGAAGAAAGACAAAAGAGUUGAUAUAAAUACCUGA